AUCGUUCACUGUCCACAGCAGAGUCCAGAGUGAAGAUGUCGUCACUGCUGCUGUGGUGUGUUGUUGUGUUGACGACUCACAUCUGCAGCGUCACAGCGACACACAAUCAUCGCAGCCUGUUUACCGGGCCUGAAGAUGCUCGACUGGCCGAGGGCAGCAGCCGCUGCUCUGGUGCUGUGGAGAUGAAGCAUGAAGGAGAGUGGAGAACUCUCACCCUCUUUCCCAAAGUGCUUCCAGCUACACAUAAGGUCAGAUAUGCAGACAUAGCAUGUAGGCAGAUGGACUGUGGCUCCGUGGUCUCUGUCAGAUACAGCACCAACAACACUGACCCUAAACCAGCAUGGAAGGUUGACUUCCACUGCAGAGGCGCUGAGGCCACCAUGAUGGAGUGCAUCACCGGCCCAGGAGCCGGGAGAGUGCAGGGGAAGAAUGCAUCUCACUCCAGUCUGGACGUGGUCUGUGCAGAGUCUGUGAGGUUUGUGGAAACACUGAACACCUGCAGAGGCCCAGUGGAGGUGAGGUCAGGUCAGGGUUGGGUCCCCGUGUGUGGAGACGGUUUUGACUCGCAGACUGCACAGGUCAUGUGCAUGGAGCUCGGCUGUGGGGCUCCACAGUCUGACACACAGGCGUUCACACGGGGAGAAGAACUGGUCUCAUCCCAACUGUUCCAGUGUAAAGGCAACGAGUCUCGUCUGGAGGACUGCGCCAAAUCCACCCGCCACCACUGCAGACCACUUACUAGGAUUUCCUGCUCUACUGACGGUGAUGAUUUGAGGCUGGUGGGAGGAGCAAGUCGCUGCAGUGGAACUCUGGAGGGGAAGCAUGACAGAGAGUGGAGGCCGCUGGCUGAUAUAUGGGACUACUGGCAACCCGGCGCAGUCUGCAGGCACCUGGACUGCGGCGACGUCGUCUCAGCGUCGAGGACUUAUCUUCAAAAGCAACGCGCGUGGAAACUUGUAAAUGAGUGCAAACGCAUGCGCAGCACACUCUGCAGAGACUUGGUCGAGACUGAGAGCAGAGACGUCAUGACUGUGGCCUGUUCAGAGAACGUGAGACUUAAAGGAAGAGAACAGUGUUCAGGUCAGAUCCAGGUGAAGACCGGCCAGCUGUGGUCUCCAGUGUGUCGGAAAGUCUUCGGUCCAGAGGAAGCAAAAGUCAUCUGCAGACAUCUCGGCUGCGGCUUUGCUCAUCUGCGCGAUUCCUUUGGUCGAUAUGGAGUCAGUGAACGCUCCUGGGCGCCGGAGUUUCAGUGUGACGGUGACGAGCAGCGUCUCAGCGACUGUCGCUCCGCGGCGCUCAAUACCACAGAAGAGUGUGGAGAAGCUUCGCUGACCUGCAGAAAACUUCCUUAUCGACCUGAUGUGUUCAUCACAACUGCACAAGGGAAGAAUGUGAAUACGGAUAAGAUUCGUAAAGGCCAACGUUUUGCCAUCGUCUGCAGCCAUCGCUCAGAUUACCGCGUCCACGCCUUCCGCCUCAGGUUUGACGUGUACAGCUCACUGCCCACAGUGACGACUCAGUCACCUGACGACGACGGCGACGCCGUCUUCCUCUUUCCUCCGGCAGACGACCAUCACUCACGAUACUUUAUCUGCGAGUACAGCUACGAUUUCGCACCUGAGAUUUUCUCGUCACCAAACCACGAGUUUCUCACCGUUAACGAGGUCGACGACCUGAGGUUAUUGGGAGCAGGUAACCGCUGUCAUGGCAGAGUGGAGCUGGAGUAUGAGAAUGAGUGGAGAGCGCUGAGCCCCCGGCACUCGUGGAGCCUGCAGGAGGCGGACGUGGUGUGCAGGCAGCUCAAAUGCGGCUCGGCCGCGUCGACCCGGACGCUCAGAAACGAGGCUGAACUUAUGCCGACGUGGCGAUUCUACUCCGACUGUCGCGGCUCGGAAAAUGUCCUCGUGGACUGCGGCACCGUGGAGAAGUGGCUUUCUUCUUCUACUGUUCAAGUGGUCUGCUCAGAUAUUCUGCCUCAGCCCAACGUGACUCUGUACUCGGGACAGAGCGGUGGACUGAAUGAAAACAUGGAGGUCAACAGGGGCCACAGCUUCACGGUGCUCUGCUCUGUGGAGCCUCAGUAUCCUGGAGGUCACUUCAGCCUCAUCCUCAGAGGCUUCAACCAAACCUCUAACUUCACUCAGCCGUGUGUCCACCACUCAGCCGUCUUUGAGUUCACCAGGUCAUCCGCGGUGCAUCAGGGCAACUACAGCUGCGUUUACCACAACUCUCUCUUCGGUCAUGACUUCUCUUCCGAGGAGUCCGAGGGUCUCUAUGUCACGGUCAAAGACACGUUGGACGUGACGCUGGACGACGGCACGUCCCGCGACGACCCCGACGACCUCUGCUGUGCCGGGAAGCUGCUGGUGGGCUCGUGGGACCGGAGGCUGCUGAGCGCAGAGUCCACGGUGUGGGACCUGAAACACGCUGCCGUGGUGUGCACACAGCUGGACUGUGGCCCCGUCGUCUCCACCAGAGUGGUCACUCUUGCCAAAGUGGCAAAGGUGUGGCGCUUGUUCUCUGACUGCGAUGGAUCGGAGACUUCGCUGAUGGACUGUAUAAGUAUAAAGACGUGGUACUCCGCCUCCGCCAUCGAAGUGGUCUGUGCUGGUGAGACAGUUCACUGACAGCUCGUUCCUUUCAUCACUGACGGGAGAA
Messenger RNA from Solea solea (common sole), 2658 nucleotides. Its product is annotated as scavenger receptor cysteine-rich type 1 protein M130-like. Gene Ontology annotation, cellular component: membrane. The record is from RefSeq and is a predicted model, not a curated record. NCBI's taxonomy places the organism in Eukaryota, Metazoa, Chordata, Actinopteri, Pleuronectiformes, Soleidae. The transcript is spliced from 9 exons. The coding region runs from base 36 to 2627 and encodes 863 amino acids.